This is a messenger RNA of Bombina bombina (fire-bellied toad), 692 nucleotides long. RefSeq names its product transmembrane protein 107 (gene TMEM107). Lineage: Eukaryota; Metazoa; Chordata; Amphibia; Anura; Bombinatoridae. The record is from RefSeq and is a predicted model, not a curated record. Gene Ontology annotation, biological process: protein localization to ciliary transition zone; non-motile cilium assembly. Bases 76 to 498 code for a protein of 140 amino acids. The transcript is spliced from 6 exons. Gene Ontology annotation, cellular component: MKS complex.
UUUUAAAACAGUUUUACGCUUUAUGGUUACUAGGCAACAAGAGGGCCUCUAGAGCAAGAAGACUGGGUAGAUAGUAUGGCAGCUGUCAGCAGCCUCGUGCCUUCUCGUUUCCUAACACUGACUGCUCAUCUAGUCAUCGUCAUUAUCAUUUUUUGGGGCAGGGAGAACAAUGUCCUUGCUUGCCUACCCCUUGACUAUACACAACAGGAAUUUGCAUCUCGUGACACUGAGUUGAUUGUGGCUCUCUCUGUAACAUUAGGACUGUUUGCCAUCGAGUAUGCUGGAUUCCUUUCAGGGGUUUCCAUGUUUAACAACACACAGAGCCUCCUUUCGCUGACUGCUCACUGUGCAGCUUCUGUCAGCCUUUCUCUAUUUGUGUCCGAGAAAUGGGAGUGUAUAUCCUACUGGUACAUCUUUGCUUUCUGCAGUGCCCUUCCAGCCUUUACAGAACUUCUCAUCUUUAUUGCUGUUUUUGGAUUCAAGAGAAAACCACUAUGAACUUUCUUACAACAAUGCAAAGCACCUCUAUUACUAUGGAUAUACAUUGUACAGAUAGGUUCCUUCAUGGACCCAACUCCCUUCAUAAGGGACACUGUACUGCAAAAUUGGUUUUCCCUUUAAAGGUACAUGAAACAUUACCCCCCCCCCAUAGGAUUCACAUAGAACAUAAAAUUAAACAACUUUCUUGUAAA